Messenger RNA from Podarcis lilfordi (Lilford's wall lizard), 966 nucleotides. Lineage: Eukaryota; Metazoa; Chordata; Lepidosauria; Squamata; Lacertidae. The record is from the annotation of a GenBank genome assembly.
AUGGCCUCAGUGGAUGGAUUGCAGUACCGUGCUCUUUAUGAAUAUAAGAAGGAUCGGGAGGAAGACCUGUCUCUCUGUCCCGGAGACCUGCUCACCGUCAGCAGGGCAGGGCAUGCCUGUGUGGACUAUAAGGAAGGGGAUGAGAGAAACCCCCAAGGCUGGCUUAAUGGCUUCAAUGAACGUACCAAGGAAUGGGGAGAUUUCCCAGGCACUUACGUAGAGUACUUGGGUCCUGUGAGGAUUGUGGCUGCCACGCCUAAAUCAAGGCCCAGACCACUGCCACCAAUGCCAACUGGGGCACCUUCCAGUAACUUAUGGGGUGAGUUCAUAUAUAUAUAUAUAUAUAUAUAUAUUUCAAAUGAAGUGUUUCUGUAUGAGGCAGUUUUCCAGAAUUAUGGCAGUAUUUCCUAACAGUGUGUCCUUCUGCAGCAAUCUGAAGAGGGCUGUGCUCUCUAACUAGUUGGCCUUGAGCCAUGCACUGAAGUUCAUAGGACUUUCUCAAGCUCAACUUCCGUUGUCUGUGCACAUCACUCCAUUAAUGGGAGUAGGGGGAAUGUGCGUUCCCAAGAAACUUUCCCUGUUGAAAUGCUGGCUUUGCUACUGAAGUGAGGCUCUCUUGAAAGCCCUAUGAUUUUACAGUUUAUGGAUGGUGUGGUUUGAGAGCCACAUUCUCCCAGAGCGUGAUGUGUGUGAACCACUCGGGAAUUUGAAGCAGGGCAGGCCAAUUUUCCAGCUGGCGUGUCUCUUUUUGUGUGCAGGGUAAUCAUUUUCAUGUGAGCAGCAAGUCACAUGGCUAGCCAGAUAUGUGGAUGCCUAUGCUGAUGGUUGGGAACAAUGUGUUUAUACUGGGAUGGGAAUGGGGGGGGCGGGAUUAGGAAGCCGCUUCUGGCUUUUGUUUUUAUGAGAAAUGAGGCUGACAUUCUGAAAUGUUCCAUCUCUUUGAAUUGUCCAGAUGACUUGUAUUAA